This is a messenger RNA of Akanthomyces muscarius, 2166 nucleotides long. RefSeq lists its product as uncharacterized. Gene Ontology annotation, biological process: mitotic DNA replication checkpoint signaling; DNA replication initiation. NCBI's taxonomy places the organism in Eukaryota, Fungi, Ascomycota, Sordariomycetes, Hypocreales, Cordycipitaceae. The record is from RefSeq and is a predicted model, not a curated record. Bases 1 to 2166 code for a protein of 721 amino acids. Gene Ontology annotation, molecular function: ATP binding; chromatin binding; DNA replication origin binding. The transcript is spliced from 2 exons. Gene Ontology annotation, cellular component: nuclear origin of replication recognition complex.
AUGGCCUCGAUGCAGGACCAAGUCAACGACAGCGAGUCUCGGGCUCAGCGCAAGCGACCAGCGCAAGGGGUUUUACGCGACGAUUCCGAUGACGAGCUUGGAACCGCCGAUAUUCCGUGGGAAUGGAUCUACCAAGACGAUGUUGUGCCACGAGAUGAUAACGAAGAGGGCGAACGCAAGCGACGCAAAGUGGCUGGCAAUCCAAUCGUCGGGGCUCGUCUUGGCGCAUUCGAGUGCCGCAUCGGCGACACAGUGCUUCUCAAAGCCGACGGUUCCAAUGAAGCUUGGGUGGCCAUUAUCUGCGAAUUUGUUAAAGACGAUGGCGAAGGCGACAAAGCAGCCAACUUUAUGUGGUUCUCCACGGAAAAGGAAAUCCGCAACAAGGACAAAAAACGCAGCGACUUCUAUUGGAACGAGUUAUAUCUUUCUCCGUCAUGGGAUGUGAACUCCUUGGCCUCAAUAAACGGCAAAGCCAGAGUCAUGUCGCUAGACAAGUUUCUUUCUCGACACCCCUCGGGCAAAAUUCCUCGAAGCUCCCCCGAACAUGGCAAAACAUUUGUGUGUAGACGCGGCUGCAAUACGAGAACAGCCACGUACACGAAUGAAUUUCUCUGGGAGGACAUCUAUAGCGGCGCCGAUGAUCUCUUCGGCCUCAUGGAUAUGAUCGAGAAAGACACUAAAGCAACCCGGAGGAAACGGCGAGCGAAAAGCCCAGAACCAGGCGACAGCGUGUAUUUUCCACCUCAGACACCAAGAAAACAGCGCACGCCAGUAGCUACAACGCCUCACUCUCGGGGGCGCACCCCACGAGGCGCAGGCAAGAAGCUGGAGUUUACACCGUUGGCAAUGCGAAAGCUGUCGCCAAGCAAUAUUGACUCUUCACCGUUUCAAAUAGCCCGGUCACGGCUGCAUGUAUCCGCCGUUCCUGCCAGCCUACCGUGCCGCGAGGGCGAGUUUUCUCUUGUUUACUCGCAUCUUGAAGCGGCGAUCACCGAAGGUACAGGAAACUGCAUUUAUAUUUCUGGCACGCCAGGCACCGGCAAAACGGCGACCGUUCGAGAAGUGGUUUCCCGUCUAGAGGACGCCGUGGUCUCCGAUGAGCUAGAUGAUUUCAUCUUCGUCGAAAUCAACGGCAUGAAGAUUACAGAUCCCCAUCAGUCAUAUACACUUCUGUGGGAGGCACUGAAGGGACAGCGCGCAAGUCCAACGCAGGCAUUGGAUCUAUUGGAGCGCGAGUUCAGCAAUCCUAGUCCGCGGCGUAUUCCCUGUGUGGUCCUAAUGGAUGAACUGGACCAGCUAGUCACCAAGAACCAAGCUGUCAUGUACAAUUUUUUCAACUGGCCAACCUUGCGACACAGUCGUCUCAUUGUACUGGCAGUCGCCAAUACCAUGGAUCUGCCAGAGAGAACACUAAGUAACAAGAUCAGCAGUCGUCUUGGCCUCACGCGCAUCACUUUCCCUGGUUAUACUCACGACCAGCUGAUGAAGAUUAUACAGUCACGUCUAGAGGGCGUGCCAGGAAACAUUGUAGAUGGAGACGCGGUUCAAUUCGCUAGCCGAAAGGUUGCUGCCGUUAGUGGUGAUGCUCGACGAGCCUUGGAUAUUUGUCGACGAGCUGUCGAGCUCGCCGAGGUCGACGCGCCACCCGAUCCGUCUACACCAAGCAAGAAAGCCCCCGGGGGCGAUACGGCGGAACUAUCACGCCGCGGCCGCGUUACUAUUGCCACUAUCAAAAAGGCCAUCAACGAGGCCACCUCAAAUCCCAUCCAGCAACAUCUACGCGGUCUACCACUCACCAGCAAACUCCUCAUGGCGGCAAUGCUGCUGCGAAUCAGACGAACCGGCCUUGUGGAAACAACGUUUGGCGAAACGCUCGACGAACUACAACGCGUGUCUGCGUAUGCGCCGCGGGCCCCUUCCGGCAUGUCUCAGAUCCUCGGCAGUCACGCCAAAGGCGCUGGUCACGGCGGCGCGCAUCAGCGUCACACUGGGCGGCCUGGCUAUGUCCACACAGCUGCGCUUGAUCUUGUAGCCGCGGGUCUCAUCAAUUUGGAAGCUCAGCGAGCAGAGAGGAGCAGCAAGCUGCGACUGGCGAUUGCUGACGAUGAAGUAAAAAUGGCGCUUCGAGAAGAUCCAGAGCUCCGUGCACUGGGCAUCGGUAUAUAA